UUUUUUGAGGCGGCCGAAUCUCUCAUUAUCUCGCUCCCAAUUAAGGGGCUUGAAGCCUGAUCUCAACCAAUCCACUAGGGACGGGAGUAUGGGGUUUUUGUUUUGUUUUUUUUCUCGUGUAUACCUUUUGGCUAGUCGUCAAGACUUAGAUGUUGGUAUGAGAUUGUCAUGAUUGUGUGUUCUCGUGAUGCCGGCGUUUCAAUCUUUUCCCUUUUCUGCGUUUGCGUAGCAGAAAAAAAACAUUGCAAAGCAAGUCUGGUGGUGUGCAAUCUGUUGUUGUUCCUUGUCCCGUUUCUUUCGUCAGUUUGGUCGUUCGUUAAUUCUUUGGACGCCGUAUUUCCCCUCUCUGUUAGCUUUACAGAAGGGGUACUCUACGGGCGUCCUAGGGUUUUUUGAACUUUUUUUU
Hypoxylon fragiforme is the source of this 406-nucleotide messenger RNA. RefSeq lists its product as uncharacterized. Lineage: Eukaryota; Fungi; Ascomycota; Sordariomycetes; Xylariales; Hypoxylaceae. Bases 169 to 396 code for a protein of 75 amino acids. The transcript has a single exon. The record is from RefSeq and is a predicted model, not a curated record.